AUGAAUAGCAAAGCGUACAAAAGAGUUGCAAAUAUUAUGGUAAUUGCCGUCGAGGAGAAUUCUCGAAAUAUGCUUCCCACGUCAUCGCUGCGAAUUAAUCCGAAGUACGCUCAGAUAGCUGAACUUAUCCCGGGUCUGUACAUCUGUGGGGUGAGUUCGCUAACCGUGGACAACAUCGAACAGUAUAACAUAUCACUGAUCAUCAAUGCAACCAGCGAGAUUGAAGCGGUUAUAGCAAGUGGCGGCAGUGUUUUAGUGCAUUGCAAGGCUGGGGAAGUAAAGAACCGUUCUGCCUCUGUGAAGAUCGUAACGAAUGACUGUGAUCCAGAAAGCGUUCUUCCGGAUGUCUAUGUUGUUAAUGGUGAUAACUGUUCUGAGGGCGACGCUGUUAACUGGCAAAAAUCGGAUCAGCCGCUUUACAGUAAAAAGAUGAAGUUCCAACCGGUGCUAGAAACGGUACCAGAAAGUGUUGAAGCAGUAGCAUAG
This is a messenger RNA of Gongylonema pulchrum, 486 nucleotides long. NCBI's taxonomy places the organism in Eukaryota, Metazoa, Nematoda, Chromadorea, Rhabditida, Gongylonematidae. The record is from the annotation of a GenBank genome assembly.